AUCAUCUUCGUGCCCAGCAAAAUCCCCUGUUUCCAGAUAAGAAAAACAGAGCAAUCUUGGAAUUUCCUCUUCCAAACAAUGGCAGGCCCAGUUGUGUUCAAUGAUGAAGUAUUGGAAGCCGGCCAAAAUAGAGCUCGCCUGAGCUUGAUCGGGAGGCUGUUGUGCUCGUCCCACCCAUCCAGAAAUCGCGUUCAACAUACCGCCAAUAAUCUGUGGGCAAAGAGAGCUCCAGUUACUGUCCUUGAUGCAGACCAUGGUCUAUUCCAAUUAGUCUUCUCAAACGCCACUGAUCGUCAAGAAGCACUGGGGAAAGCUCCCUGGUUCCUCCGCUCGAAGAUCCUCACCUUAAAAAAGUGGGAAACUCCUUCUGAGCAAGUUUUUCAAGAGCUUGCACGCGUCCCCUACCUCGUCCAACUCUGGAAUCUGCCUGAGGAAUACAGAACUGUUGCGCUAGGCAGGCUCCUUGCCUCUCAAUUGGGAACUGUCGUGGAUGCCGGGAUGUACGCGGUCUGGGAGAACCCAGGCUGUGUGUUCAAAGCAAGAGUGCUGAUCGACAUUUCAUCCCCCUUGCAACAUCGACUGGAAGCUAGGAAGAGGAACGCAGAUGGCUCGAUGGGUGAACCUUUCCGGGUGUCUCUCAAGUACGAAAAUAUCAAAACCAUUUGUUUCAGGUGCCGAAGAAUUGGGCACAACCAGAGCUUCUGUUCUUUUGAUUUGGCAACAGGCGAGGAUGGAUUCGGACCUGAGAUUAUUGGGAACAGAACAGGUCCAAAAUUGAAUGAGAAUUCUUAUGCGACAGCUCGGAAAGGUGGAAGAAAUUGGGGCGGGAAUGUGUGGCGCCAUGGAGCUCGUGCCACACCUUACUCCCGAUCCAAUACGAUGCUGAUUGAGGCACCUUCCCGGUUCGGCGGAGAAAACUUGGAUGGAAGGGGUCAGGGGACGCUGCCGCGGGACUUCCGACGGGAGAGGAAUAGCACAGGCAGAUCGCUGGGCCGCUUGGAGAAGGCGGAUGGGCUGGGAGCCUCCUCUGGGCCGGAAAACCUAUUGGGCCAGCCUUUGAUUGAGGCUGGUUGCAAUAAUAAAAUGGUAACUGUGCCCAAGGAUUCUGAAAAAGCCCAACUUGCACAACCCUUGGUGUUAGAGCCCACACCUCUCCAAGUACAAGCUCCAUCCCCAUCAUACGGGCUAGGUAACUUAUAUUGUAGUGAAGAUCCCAGAUUUUUAUUUGACGAUUUAGAGGAUACUCUCUUAUUUAGCAUGCAAGGAGAAGGGAUAGGCUUCUUUGAUAAUGAAGGAAUGGAUCAAUCUGCAGAUACAACCAUUUCAUGCUCUCCAAUAGGAUGCGUCACGGAUGGAAAGUCAAAGGGGAAAGCGAUAUUGAUAGAAUCGUCAGACUCCCCGAGAGUCUACAUUCGGAGAAAUAUAGGAGUCUGUAUCCAAGAGCCAGAAGAAGGAGUGGUCAAUUCUCUUCCAAGGAGUCCAGGCGAGAAUGACAAGGUUAAAGGGAAAAGGGUGGAGGUAGCCAACCCCAAUUGGCCCCAAAAUCCUAAAUGAAUGUCUACGCGUGGAAUUGUCAAGGGGUGGGGAGUACCUUGACAUUCCAAACGCUAAAAGCUCACCGAAAUUUGGCUAAGUCAUUUCUCUUUCUUUGUGAGACUAUGUCUCCUAGUGAUAAAGUAGAGUCUUUUAUGUCUCGAUUAGGUUUUUCUGAUUGUUUUCCUGUUAAUCCUUCCGGCUUGUCGGGGGGUCUAGUAUUCGGUUGGCCAAGAGGAGCUUCGGUUUCAGUCAUUGGCUCGACCCCUUUCUUUAUUGCCAUUUCGGUCAUCAAUAAUAACUCCUUUGUUAUGGUGCUUGUCCUCGGUUCGUACUAAUUGGUGUUUACCUCUCGUAUGUAAUCUCAAAACGACGAUCACAAUUAGAGGAUCUUCGAAGCUUUUGUGCUAGAUUGUCAGACCCUUUCCUAAUAAUUGGAGAUGUUAAUUGCUCACUGUCCCCAUUAGAGAAAUCAGGAGGGGCUCCGUGGCGAAUGGACAAAGCUCGUUCCCUUUGGCAUUUUCUCAAUUCCAUGGGGCUUUUAGAAGUAAGGUUUCAAGGACCCAAAUUUACAUGGACUAAUCGGGGUAGAAACGGUAUUUUAAUAGAACAACAGAUCGAUAAAGCCUUUGUUUCUACGAAUUGGUGGUAUACUUGGCCUAAUUCCUGCCUAUACCAUCUUUCUGAUAAAGGAUCUGAUCACAGACUCUUGUGUCUUAUGACAGUCCCAGAAAUGUCAAGAGCCAAAUGAUUAUUUCAUUUUUACAUAAGGUGGACCAGAAUACACGAAGCUAAACUCAUCAUUGACUAUGUCUGGAAUAAACCAAUAACUGGGUCCUUACAAUUUUGUUUGUUUUAUAAAUUACUCAGAGUCCGGCACGCGCUAGUAGAUUGGUGCAAAGGAGGAACAUCAAACUCAGGCAGAUUAAUAAAAGACCUCAAUCUAGCCCUUGAUAAUGCAAGAAAAAACAUAGUAGUUGAUUGGAAGCUAAUUCAAGAACUGGAAGAAAGACUAGAAUUCCAAUAUAGAAUGGAAGAAGUCUAUUGGAGACAAAAGUCUCGAGUUAACUGGCUAACGGAAGGCGAUCGCAACACGCCAUAUUUCCAUAUGAUAACAGCAAUUAGGCGGCAAGCCAACUUCAUUUGGGGAUUAGAGGAUUCUAGUGGUCUUUGGUGCACGGAUGGGGCUGAAAAACUGAACAUAGCAGUAGGAUUUUAUCAAUCCUUGUUUCAAACCCAACUCACUGAAGGCAUUGAUCUGUCUAACCUGCUGUUUGAUGGUCUAGUUUCUGAAGAACAAAAUCGGGCCCUCAUUCAUCCGAUAACAUCUGAAGAAAUCAAAGAAGUGAUCUUUGCUAUGGGGAAAACUCAAGCACCUGGUCCAGAUGGCUUUACAGCAGGGUUUUAUCAAGCUUAUUGGGAUAUAGUCGGUAAUGAAGUCACCCAAGCUGUCUUAGCUUUCUUUCAUUCUGGACACCUCCUUCGAUCUAUCAAUAGAACAUGGAUUUCCCUUGUCCCAAAAUCAGCGGAAGUUAGGUCCAUGAAAAAUCUCAGACCCAUUAGUCUAUGCCAAGUAAUCUAUAAGAUCAUAGCUAAGAUCCUGGCCAAUAGACUCAGUCGAGUCCUUCCAAGCAUAAUAUCUCAGACUCAAAAUGGUUUCAUAAAAGGACGUCAAAUCUCAGACAGUAUAUUAAUCAGUCAUGAGGUAACCCACCAUCUUCGGACGAUGACCACUGGGCGGAAAACUUGGAUGGCUUUAAAAUUGGAUAUGGAAAAUGCAUACGAUCGAGUGGAAUGGCCGUUCCUUUUCGAAAUAAUGAAGGAAUUGGGUUUUG
Messenger RNA from Linum trigynum, 3368 nucleotides. Lineage: Eukaryota; Viridiplantae; Streptophyta; Magnoliopsida; Malpighiales; Linaceae. The record is from the annotation of a GenBank genome assembly.